AUGAACGAUUUCUUCAAAUCACCUCAUCUGAUGUGGUGGAUUCUCGUACCAGUUGCUCUCUUGAUUAAUUUUAUGACAUGGUAUGAUGCACAUUGGUUCGGUCAGUUCGGUGUGUCAGGAAAAUUCUUGGAACUUCUAGGCGUACGUUUCCCAUCGUUCUUCAUAGCAACCAACUUGUUCGCACUGAUAGCACAUCUCGGCGAAUCAAUGUAUUCUCUAAAAUUGUGCAAUCUGCUGCGUAUAUCACGAAAUAAUACGUUAAAAUGGAUGCUGCAAACAUUUAUUCUUGGUUAUCCAUCACUACGAAUACUUCUAAGUCGUAAUGUCAUGUCUCGGCAUCGUUGA
Brugia malayi is the source of this 345-nucleotide messenger RNA. Its product is annotated as oxidoreductase, short chain dehydrogenase/reductase family protein. NCBI's taxonomy places the organism in Eukaryota, Metazoa, Nematoda, Chromadorea, Rhabditida, Onchocercidae. The record is from RefSeq and is a predicted model, not a curated record. The transcript is spliced from 2 exons. Bases 1 to 345 code for a protein of 114 amino acids.